Cajanus cajan (pigeon pea) is the source of this 315-nucleotide messenger RNA. The record is from RefSeq and is a predicted model, not a curated record. NCBI's taxonomy places the organism in Eukaryota, Viridiplantae, Streptophyta, Magnoliopsida, Fabales, Fabaceae.
AUGGAGGGUCUUCUACCUCUGGUUUUCAAAGCAAUCAAGAAAAACAGAACACGACGCCACUACGAGUGUCUCUCAUCAGGCAUCAGCAUGGCCGAGAUAUCCAUGUACCCUCAAACUCACGACCCUACCCCACAUGCCCACAACCACAAAGUGCCUCAUCAUAACGAACCUCACAAAGUUGGUCAUAGAAGAUAUAAAUCUGUCGAAGAUUUCGGUAGUGGUUUCCAAUCACCCCAGAUGAAAACAGCUGUUGAUUCCCCAAAACUUGUCCGGUUUAGGAGUCAGAGGAUGUUUUCAUGUAUCACUGGUGUCUAA